CCUGCCCGCCCGGCACGUACGGAUACAAUUGCGAAGGCAUCUGCGUGUGUGAUUAUAUCACAGGCAGAUGUCUGACUGGAUGCGAGGACGGAUAUACCGGCUUUACGUGUCAAACAGUAUGUCCAGUUUCGAAGUAUGGACGAAACUGUGCGGACCAUUGUGGUGCCUUCUGCGCAUCGACGAGCAAUUCUUAUACCCGCCGGUGUAACGCACAUACAGGCACAUGUCUGCAUGGCUGCCUGCCUGGGUUUACGGGUCGAACCUGUACAGUAGCCUGCCCGGCCGGGACGUACGGACACAACUGCGUAUGUCUAGAUCGUUGCGAGCCCGGAUAUGCUGGCCUUAAAUGUGACACAGAAUGCCAGUCCGGAACUUACGGAGAGUAUUGUGAGUCUACCUGCAGUAACAACUGUCAGCUGCCGAGCACUUACUAUGGUCGACAGUGUGACUUCGCUACAGGCAGAUGUCUGUAUGGUUGCAAGCCUGGAUAUACCAGCCCAACGUGUGAAAGAGCAUGUCCGUCCGGGAGGUUCGGAAUCAACUGUGUCAACUGUCAACAUCAACAGACAGGUACUUCCUCUGCUCGAGGAUGUAACCUCUUCACAGGCAUAUGUCUUAAUGGCUGCAAGCCCGGAUACACCGGCGAAACGUGUCAAACAGCCUGCCAGCCUGAGAGGUACGGACAAAACUGUACGUCCUUGUGCAACAGCAACUGCAGGCAGACAGGCGACUUCUCUGCUCGGCGAUGCGAUCUUGUCACAGGCUCAUGUCUGAGUGGUUGCGCGCCAGGAUAUCGCAACGAAAUGUGUCAAACAGAAUGCCCUAGCAGAAGGUACGGAAACAACUGCACGUCCGUGUGCAGUAGCAACUGCCAGCAGGCGGGGACUACAUCUGCUCGACAGUGUGACAUCGACACAGGCAGAUGUGUCAGUGGUGGCUGCACGCCAGGAUACACCGGGGAAAAGUGCCAAACAGCAUGCCAGCCGGGGCAGUAUGGAGACAACUGUACGUCCUUGUGCAGUAGCACCUGCAAGCAGACGGGUACUUCAUCUGCUACGAAGUGUAACUUCAUCACAGGCACGUGUCUGAAUGGCUGCAUGCCCGGAUAUAUUGGCGAAACGUGUGAAGCAGCAUGUCAGUCUGGCAACUACGGAACCAACUGCACGUCCUUCAACUGUAUGCAGCCUACCACCUCCCCUGCUCGACGGUGUGACCUCGUCACAGGCAAAUGUCUGAUUGGCUGCAAGCCAGGAUAUACCGGCUUUACGUGUCAAACAGCCUGCCAGUCCGGGAGAUACGGAAACAACUGUUUGUCCGAGUGCAGUAGCCACUGUAAGCAGGCAGGAACGUCCACAGCUCGACAAUGUGAUUUAGUCACUGGCAGAUGUCUGAGUGGCUGCCUGCCAGGAUACAAAGACCAGUUGUGUGAAACAGCCUGCCAGCCCGUGGAGUACGGAACCAACUGCACGUCCGUGUGCAGCAGCAACUGCCAGCAGACGGCAACUUCCUCUUCUCGACGGUGUGACGUCACCACAGGCAGAUGUCUAAGUGGUUGCAUGCCGGGAUAUACCGGCAUAAUGUGUCAAACAGCCUGCCAGUCUGGGAGGUACGGAAACAACUGUACGUCCUCGUGUAGUAGCAACUGCAAGCAGGCGGGAACAUCCUCUGCCACACGAUGUGACUUUAUCACAGGCAGGUGUCUGAGUGGCUGCAUGCCCGGAUAUAUCAGCCAAACGUGUCAAACAGGCUGCGAGACCGGGAGGUACGGAAACAACUGUUCGUCCUUCCACUGCCAGCAGGCGGGCACUUCCUCUGCUACCCGGUGUGACUUCAUCACAGGCAGAUGUCUGAGUGGUUGCAUGCCCGGAUAUGACGACCAAAAAUGUGAAACAGCUUGCCAGCCUGGGAGGUACGGAAACAACUGUACGUCCUUCAAUUGUCAGCAGGCAGGAACUCCCUCUGCUCGACCGUGUGAUCAUGUCACCGGCAAAUGUCUGCGUGGCUGCUCACCUGGAUAUAUUGGCCUAAUGUGUCAAACAG
Molecule: messenger RNA, 2040 nt
Organism: Candidula unifasciata
Lineage: Eukaryota; Metazoa; Mollusca; Gastropoda; Stylommatophora; Geomitridae
Source: the annotation of a GenBank genome assembly